AUGAAGGUGAAGAAAUCGACUCGAUCAAAAGUUUCUACAGCAUGUGUCAAUUGCAGAAAGAGAAAAAUCAAAUGCACAGGUAAACAUCCAUGUACAAACUGCAUUUCUUAUGAUUGCACGUGUGUUUUUUUGAAAAAGCAUCUGCCUCAGAAGGAGAAUAGUUCCCGGCUUUUACCUAGUACAGCUGUUCCUCCGCCUUCUUCACAUCCCAAUGUAGAGGCAUCGGCAGAUGUACAGCAUCUUGAUACUGCGAUUAAACUAGAUAAUCAAUAUUACUUCAAAUUGAUGAACGAUCUGAUACAAACUCCGGUCUCUCCGAAUACGACACAUCCUUCUGAUGCUUCCAAUGAUCCUAAUAAUGACAAUAAUAUUCUCUUUAAAGAUGAUUCUAAAUAUCAAAACCAGCUGCUUGCGUAUCAAAAUAUCCUAACAAAUUUGUAUGCUCUACCGCCUUGUGAUGAUACUCAGCUUUUAAUUAACAAUAUUAAGUCGCAGCUGAAUAAUCUGAUUCAUAACUGGAAUCCCGGAAUAAAUUACCCCAAGCUUUCCAACUUCUCUCCCCACCCACAAAGGUCCAUAGAAACAUAUCUUUUAACCAAUAAAUAUAGAAAUAAAAUACACAUGACGAGGUUCUCCUUUUGGACAGACCAAAUGGUCAAAUCGCAAGGUUCAGAUUCAUUUCUGGCCACUACCCCACUAGUAGAUGAAGUAUUUGGUCUUUUCUCUCCAAUACAGGCGUUUUCAUUAAGAGGUAUAGGUUAUUUAAUAAAGAAAAAUCUCGAAAAUACGGGCUCACUGAUGCUAAUAGACACAAAAGAAACUAUUUACUUGAUAUUAAGAUUGUUUGACUUGUGUUAUGAGCAUUUGAUUCAAGGUUGCAUUUCUAUUUCUAAUCCUUUAGAGAACUAUCUCCAAAAAAAUAAGCAAACUCGUAGUACGACGGCACCUGCUAGUUUGCCCACUUCUCCGGCACCUCUAUCCAACGAUUUAGUCAUUUCCGUUAUUCAUCAACUACCUCAACCGUUUAUACAAUCGAUUACUGGCUUUACUACUGCUCAACUGAUAGAAAAUUUGUAUGACUCAUUUUCGAUGUUUCGAAUAGUUACCCAAAUGUAUGCUCAACAUAGGAAGCGCUUUGCGGAACUUUUAAAUCAUGCCUUCUCUUUGCCCCAUCAAAAAAAGUGUGCUUUAUUUUCAUCAUUCUGCUCUUCAGAAUAUCUUUUAUCCACUCUUUGCUACGCAUACUAUAAUGUCACCUUAUAUCACAUGUUAGAUAUAAACACUUUGGAUUACCUAGAGAUUUUAGUGUCAUUACUAGAAAUCCAAAAUGAAAUUGAUGAGCGUUUUGGAUUUGAAAAAAUGCUAGAAGUUGCGGUUACAUGCUCCACUAAGAUGGGGUUGUCUCGUUGGGAGUAUUAUGUUGGAAUAGACGAAAAUACUGCUGAAAGGAGAAGAAAAAUAUGGUGGAAGAUUUAUAGCCUGGAGAAGCGUUUUUUAACUGAUCUUGGAGAUUUAUCUUUAAUCAAUGAGCAUCAAAUAAAUUGUCUCUUGCCGAAGGACUUCAGGGACAUGGGAUUCAUCAAUCAUAAAGAAUUCUUAACGAAAAUCGGCACAUCCUCUUUAUCACCAUCAUCGCCCGAGUUAAAGAAUUUGUCAUUGUCCAAACUCAUUGAAUAUGGUGAGUUAGCGAUCGCCCAAAUAGUUGGAGAUUUCUUUUCAGAAACUCUCUAUAAUGAGAAAUUCACAUCUUUGGAAACAUCGGUGAAGCCCACGGUAAUCAGACAAAAGUUAUUAGAAAACGUUUUUGAGGAUAUUGAAUCUUUUAGGUUAAGAUUGGCCAAAAUAAAAUUUCACACCUCAAGGGUUUUCCAAAUAGCCCACUCUAGAUAUCCAGAAUAUUCCAAAAACGAUCUAUUUGAGGCAGCUAAAUUUGUAAGCUAUCAUAAAAAUACAUGGUUUUCUGUCUUGGGUGCUGUUAAUAAUUUAAUAGCUAGACUAUCUGAAGAUCCGGAGGCAAUCACUGAGCAAUCCUCGAAAUAUGCGGAUGAGAUGUGUCAAGAAUGGAGAGAAAUUAACCAAUUCUUAAUGCAGGUCGAUACUGAUUUUAUUGUUUGGGCUUGUUUAGACUUCUAUGAACUAAUAUUUUUCGUGGUGGCUUCGAAGUUUUAUGUAGGAGACCCGCACAUCACUUUAGAGGAUGUUAUUAACACUUUGAAAGUCUUCAAGAGGAUAACCAAUAUUAUUUCUUUUUUUAAUAAUAAUUUGGACGAAAAGGAUUACGACUGCCAAACUUUCAGGGAGUUUUCGAGAAGUUCGAGCUUAGUUGCCAUAUCGAUAAGAAUCAUGUUUUUGAAAUACUGCUAUGCUGAACAAAUUGAUAGAGCCGAAUUUAUCCAGCGUUUGAAAGAAGUUGAACCGAGUUUAAGUGACCUUUUGCGGGAGUUCUUUGACACUCGUUCUUUUAUUUACAAAUACAUGUUGAAAUCCGUCGAAAAAUCAGGCUUUCAUCUAACAAUUAGAAAAAUGUUAGAAAGCGACUAUAAAUUUUUGUAUAGGGACAAAUUGGCCACUGGAAAUAUUCCUGAUCAAGGAAAUUCAAACCAAAUUCUUCAGUUGUAUGACGCUGCUGUUCCUGCAUACAGCAAUUCUUCUACUUCACCAGCAAAUUCACCGUUGAAGUUAUCGUCUUUGUUGAACUCAGGAGAGGAAUCGUACACUCAAGACGCAUCUGAAAAUGUUCCACGUCAGGAUCGAUCAUCACAGCAAAUAAAAAGACAGCAAGCUGCGCCUAGUCAAAUAAGUGGUAAUGAAAAUAAUAUAUACAAUUUGGGCACUUUAGAGGAGUUUGUUAGCAGUGGUGAUUUAACUGACUUGUACCAUACUCUUUGGAGUGAUAAUAUUUCAAAUCCCUUCUUAUGA
Saccharomyces paradoxus is the source of this 2919-nucleotide messenger RNA. RefSeq names its product drug-responsive transcription factor PDR3 (gene PDR3). The record is from RefSeq and is a predicted model, not a curated record. Gene Ontology annotation, cellular component: nucleus. The transcript has a single exon. NCBI's taxonomy places the organism in Eukaryota, Fungi, Ascomycota, Saccharomycetes, Saccharomycetales, Saccharomycetaceae. Gene Ontology annotation, molecular function: DNA binding; DNA-binding transcription factor activity, RNA polymerase II-specific; zinc ion binding. The coding region runs from base 1 to 2919 and encodes 972 amino acids. Gene Ontology annotation, biological process: DNA-templated transcription; regulation of DNA-templated transcription.